Messenger RNA from Closterium sp. NIES-65, 2541 nucleotides. NCBI's taxonomy places the organism in Eukaryota, Viridiplantae, Streptophyta, Zygnematophyceae, Desmidiales, Closteriaceae. The record is from the annotation of a GenBank genome assembly.
AUGCCUCCACAGUCCAGCCCCGGUCUUCCCUCCGCCUCUCUCUCCCCUUCAGGUGCUGCCGCUGCUAUCUCACCCUCCUUCGCCUAUGCGACUGCUUCAUCCCACCUUCUCGCAAUGCCUCCACAGUCCAGCCCCGGUCUUCCCUCCGCCUCUCUCUCCCCUUCAGCUGCCGCCGCUGCUAUCUCACCCUCCUCCGCCUAUGCGCCUGCUCCAUCCCACCUUCUCGCAACGCCUCAACAGUCCAGCCCCGGUCUUCCCUCCGCCUCUCUCUCCCUUUCAGCUGCCGCCGCUGCUAUCUCACCUUCCAGCCUCGGUCUUCCCUCCGCCUCUCUCUCCCCUUCAGCUGCUGCCACUGCUAUCUCACCCUCCCCCGCCUAUGCGCCUGCUUCAUCCCACCUUCUCGCAACGCCUCAACAGUCCAGCUCCGGUCUUCCCUCCGCCUCUCUCUCCCCUUCAGCUGCUGCCGCUGCUAUCUCACCCUCCUCCGCCUAUGCGCCUACUUCAUCCCACCUUCUCGCAAUGCCUCAACAGUCCAGCCCCGGUUUUCCCUCCGCCUCUUUCUCCCCUUCAGCUGCUGCCGCUGCUAUCUCACCCUCCUCCGCCUAUUCGACUGCUUCAUCCCACCUUCUCGCAACGCCUCCACAGUCCAGCCCCGGUCUUCCCUCCGCCUCUCUCUCCCCUUCAGCUGCCGCCGCUGCUAUCUCACCCUCCUCCGCCUAUGCGCCUGCUUCAUCCCACCUUCUUGCAACGCUUCAACAGUCCAGCCCCGGUCUUCCCUCCGCCUCUCUCUCCCCUUCAGCUGCUACCGCUGCUAUCUCACCCUCCUCCGCCUAUGCGCCUGCUUCAUCCCACCUUUUCGCAACGCCUCAACAGUCCAGCCCCGGUCUUCCCUCCGCCUCUCUCUCCCCUUCAGCUGCCGCCGCUGUUAUCUCACCCUCCCCCGCCUAUGCGCUUGCUUCAUCCCACCUUCUCCUCCGGUCUUCCCUCCGCCUCUCUCUCCCCUUCAGCUGCUGCCGCUCCUAUCUCACCCUCCUCCGCCUAUGCGCCUGCUUCAUCCCACCUUCUCGCAAUGCCUCAACAGUCCAGCCCCGGUCUUCCCUCCGCCUCUCUCUCCCCUUCAGCUGCUGCCGCUGCUAUCUCACCCUCCUCCGCCUAUGCGCCUGCUUCAUCCCACCUUCUCGCAACGCCUCAACAGUCCAGCCCCGGUCUUCCCUCCGCCUCUCUCUCUCUCCUUCAGCUGCCGCCGCUGUUAUCUCACCCUCCUCCGCCUAUGCGCUUGCUUCAUCCCACCUUCUCGUAACGCCUCAACAGUCCAGCCCCGGUCUUCCCUCCGCCUCUCUCUCCCCUUCAGCUGCUGCCGUUGCUAUCUCACCCUCCUCCGCCUAUGCGCCUGCUUCAUCCCACUGUCUCGCAACGCCUCAACAGUCCAGCCCCGGUCUUCCCUCCGCCUCUCUCUCCCCUUCAGCUGCUGCAGCUGCUAUCUCACCCUCCUCCGCCUAUGCGCCUGCUUCAUCCCACCUUCUCGCAACGCCUCAACAGUCCAGCCCCGGACUUCCUUCCGCCUCUCUCUCCCUUUCAGUUGCUGCCGCUGCUAUCUCACCCUCCUCCGCCUAUGCGCCUGCUUCAUCCCACCUUUUCGCAACGCCUCAACAGUACAGCCCCAAUCUUUCCUCCACCUCUCUCUCCCCUUCAGCUGCUGCCGCUGCUGGUGUGCAAGUUUCAGCACACUUCUGCACCUCGCCUUCACAAUAUGGUCUCCCCUUCACUGUCACUUCCCUCCCAGCUACCCUCGCCGCUCUCUCACCCUCCUCCGCCUAUGGCCAUGCUCCCUUCUCUCAUCUCGCCCCACUUACACAGACCACCGGUCUUCCCUCCGCCAUCGCCUCACAAGCUACCCUUUCCACUCUCUCACCCUUCUUUGCUGGUGUGCAAGCUUCAGCACACGCCCGCACCUCACCUUUACAAUCUGGCCUCCCUUUCACCGUCACUUCCCUUCCUGCUACCUUCGGAGCUAUCUCACCCUGCUCCACCUAUGGGCUCAAUACCUCCCACCCUCUCACCUCACAUUUACAGUCAUGCCCUGUUACUAGCUCCGCCUGCGCCGCUGCAGCCGCUACACAGACUCCGUCUUUCAUCCAUUCUCAUCCUUCGUCCAGCCAGCUUGCUGCUGCCGCUUUCUUAUCCCCUGGACUAGCAUCAGCCUCGGUCUUCACUCUUCGUGCUUCUGCUGCUCGCUCCCCCGCUUUGCCCGUGACGCUGCGAGCUCUGCCUUCAGUUUCCCUCGCACCCACUUCCUCAACGCCCCUUUCAGCCUCACAUCUGUCACAGGCAGUACGGCCGUGGAAUCUUCGACCACGUAAGCAGAAGUCCACUCCCACCGACCCGCCUCCAACACAGGUCGAUGCCAAAAAUCUUGAUGAGGAGUCGGAUGAUGAUGACUCGCUUUUUGAUGAUGGUCCCAAGAGGGAAUCCGAGGGCGCUGCUGUACCACACCAUGGUGCAUCGAAGGGCAUUCGCGCCAACUGGAAGCAUCGCAGGUAG